ACAUCAUCGAGCGCUGCACAAGAGGAAACAUCUGUUUCUUCAGAAGAAAGUGCUCGUCAGCACCGCGAGGUCGCAGCAUUGCCGUCAACACCAACUACAGACGUCGUUCCACGGCUCAUGGUGUCAGAGUCGGAAGAUGAAGAAACGGCACAACUGCCAAGUUUGUUGCUGUCUCUACACCAAGAGACCACAUCGCGCAAACGCGCCCGUUCGUGUGAUGGCUCUGCUGAUGACGUAUCUGAGAGCACCAGUGGUCCUCGUGGCCCCCGUGCUCGUGGUGGUGGUCCCCGUGCUCGCGGUCGUGGUGGUCGUGGUCGUGGUGGUCGUGCUCGCGGUCGUGGUCGUGGUGGCAACUAAUCAUAGCAGAAUGCCAACCACACUUUUGACCUACGAAUAAAAUACAGUCAUCUCCUAUCAAAUAAUUUUUUCGUAUAUCAGUGGUCGCAAUUAAUUAAAAAUGAACACUUAUUUUGCGUGUAUACUGCACAAUGCAAAUAUGAUUUGUCAAAGUUUUAUAAUAUUUUUGCAUAUAUAAUAUGAAAGAAGGCCAAUGGAGAAAUGUGAAUAGCUGAUGAAGUAUCCAAUGAUGCUCCCAAACGGAUACAGCUAUACGUACAACGACCAAUAAGACACGAUGUAUGUACCCAAUCAUAAACACAGUUGAACGCAUUUCACGCUUCAACCGACCAAUAAGACGAAUCAGAGAAACCACGCAUAUUAAG
Messenger RNA from Zychaea mexicana, 722 nucleotides. RefSeq lists its product as uncharacterized. The transcript has 4 exons. The record is from RefSeq and is a predicted model, not a curated record. Bases 137 to 397 code for a protein of 86 amino acids. NCBI's taxonomy places the organism in Eukaryota, Fungi, Mucoromycota, Mucoromycetes, Mucorales, Lichtheimiaceae.